AUGAAUUGCAGCCUCAAUUUCGGUGGGGAGAAGCAAAGGCGACUAGAGCUCGCGGACUUCGCUUUGUUCACUGCACUCUGGUGGCCAGAAGCUCCGCUGGCACAGCUUGAGGUUCUUGCCUACCUCGCUAUCUGGCUUUUCACAUGGGACGAUGAGAUCGACGAGCCGAGUGGAUCGUACGCCGAAGACAUUUCCGGCGCUCAAGCUUACAGAGACAGCACCCUACAUUUCAUAGUCCAGAGCUUCGAUGUGAUCGGCUCGGCACUGCGCGCCUCAUAUGAUGCAAACCAGUGCCAGCGGUUCUACGAUGAGAUUUCCCGAUUCAUGACUGCAUCACGGUUGGAGCAAGAUACCCGGAUGAGAGGUGAUGUGCCCACCUUGAACGAGUAUUGGAACUUUCGUCUUGGCACCAGUGCAGUCUAUAUCGGCACUGCUCCUGCAGUGUACUCCUUGUCCCUCCGCCUACCGUCAGACCUCAUGCAGAGUGAGCCUAUGCAGGCUCUAUGGAGAGAGACGAACGUCACCAUCUCGAUCACCAAUGAUCUGGUCUCUCUGAGAAAGGAAAUCAAAAGCGGCUGCAUUGACAGUAUGGUUCCACUGCUCUUCGCUUCGCUGGGUGACAUCGAGAAAGCCGUCUCUGAGUCAGUCACAUGUCUGCGAACUGCAAAGCUACAAUUUGACCAAGCGGCACAUCUCUUGUUGUUCCGGGACCAGGGCAAGAAAGGAUGCCUACAUGAGUUGGAGACAUUCAUCUAG
Messenger RNA from Anthostomella pinea, 756 nucleotides. Lineage: Eukaryota; Fungi; Ascomycota; Sordariomycetes; Xylariales; Xylariaceae. The record is from the annotation of a GenBank genome assembly.